This is a messenger RNA of Amphiprion ocellaris (clown anemonefish), 1422 nucleotides long. Its product is annotated as serine/threonine-protein kinase RIO1-like. NCBI's taxonomy places the organism in Eukaryota, Metazoa, Chordata, Actinopteri, Pomacentridae. Gene Ontology annotation, cellular component: preribosome, small subunit precursor; cytosol. The record is from RefSeq and is a predicted model, not a curated record. Gene Ontology annotation, molecular function: ATP binding; protein serine/threonine kinase activity. Gene Ontology annotation, biological process: maturation of SSU-rRNA.
AACCUGCUUCGUGAAAUGGACCCCUGGUCAACGUUCUGUUUACCUCAGGUUCUCCAGCUGAACGUUCUGCAACUUGUUUUUCAGGCUAACGUUUAUCAUGCUAGCACGGCGGCCGGAGACAGCAGAGCCAUCAAGAUCUACAAGACGUCCAUCUUGCUGUUCAAAGACCGAGACAAAUACGUCAGUGGAGAGUUCAGGUUCCGUCAUGGUUAUUGUAAAGGAAACCCCAGGAAGAUGGUGAGAACAUGGGCUGAGAAAGAGAUGAGGAACCUUAUCAGGCUGCAGAUGGCAGGAAUCCCCAGUCCAGAACCUAUGCUGCUCCGGAGUCACGUUCUGCUGAUGAGCUUUAUUGGAAAAGAAAACAUGCCAGCUCCUCUCCUGAAGAACGUGUCCUUAUCGGAGUCGAAGGCUCGGGAGCUCUACCUGCAGGUUCUACAGAACAUGAGGAAGCUGUUCCAGGACGCUCGCCUCGUCCACGCAGACCUCAGCGAAUUCAAUAUGCUGUAUCACGAUGGAGAUGCCUACAUCAUCGACGUGUCGCAGUCGGUCGAACACGAUCAUCCUCAUGCUUUGGAGUUCCUCAGGAAGGACUGCAGCAAUGUGAACGAGUUCUUUGGGAAACGUGGCGUCGCUGUGAUGACGGUCAGAGAACUGUUUGAUUUCAUCACUGAUCCGUCCAUCACCUGCACAAACAUCGACCAAUACCUGGACAAGGCGAUGGUGAUCGCAGCAGACCGAACGUCAGAGCAGCGGACAGACCAGGACCGAGUGGACGAGGAGGUGUUUAAGAAGGCCUACAUCCCCCGAACGCUGACCGAGGUCAGUCACUACGAGAGAGACGUGGACCUGAUGAGGACCAAGGAGGAGGAGUCGGCCGUCAGCGGACACGACGACAACGUUCUCUAUCAAACGCUGACUGGAUUGAAGAAGGACCUGUCCGGAGUUCAGACGGUUCCUGCGCUGUUGGAAGACGAGUGCUCUACCUCAGAGGACGAGGAUGAGGAGGACGAUGAAGAGGAGCAGCAGGAGCAGGAUGAGGAGGCUGCGGUGGACAGAAAGGAGAGGAAGAAGAUGGUGAAAGAAGCUCAGAGAGAGAAGAGGAGGAGUAAAGUACCGAAACAUGUGAAGAAGAGGAAGGAGAAGGUGGCCAAGAUGAAGAAAGGCAGAUGACGUCCUGAUAGCCAGCCAAUCACACACAGGGACUGGGGGCGGGGCUAGAGGUGACCAAUCAUCACCUGGACACUGCUGCAGAAGCAUCUUUAAAUAAACCGUUAUUUGUUUACAUUCUUCAGCUAAUCAGCAGCUUCUCUGACAUCCACCUGUGGCUCCAGCAGCCAAUCGCAGAGCUCCCUGAGAGCAGAAUAAACGUGUUUGCAUCCUGAUGUAUGUGAUUGUUCUACAUUAAAGCUGGUCGAUGUGUUC